Messenger RNA from Ixodes scapularis (black-legged tick), 1341 nucleotides. Its product is annotated as enteropeptidase-like. Gene Ontology annotation, biological process: proteolysis. Gene Ontology annotation, molecular function: serine-type endopeptidase activity. NCBI's taxonomy places the organism in Eukaryota, Metazoa, Arthropoda, Arachnida, Ixodida, Ixodidae. The transcript has 6 exons. The coding region runs from base 1 to 1173 and encodes 390 amino acids. The record is from RefSeq and is a predicted model, not a curated record.
AUGAGCUCACGCCAACUCGGUUUCAUGCUUCUCGUCAGCACAUUUUUCGCAGGGGUAUGCUCAAGACACACAAACGAAGAGAAAGAUGAUUUAAAGACGACAUGUGGACGACGAGGAGUGCAGGACACCGUUUCUGAGCGAAUUAUUAAUGGUACCGAGGCGACUCCUGGCCACUGGCCGUGGAUGGUGGGGCUGUAUAAUGCAGAAGACCAAUUCAAAUGUGGUGGCGUUUUAAUAAGCCGCCAGUUUGUUUUAACUGCUGCUCAUUGCUAUAGGAACAAGAACACUACAGGUUAUCUUUCAGCUCGCCUGGGAAGUACGAAAAAAACCAAUUCUACCGUACAUUGUCAGCGAAACUCAGGCAAAAAUGUCCAUCUAGAAAGAAGUGACAGAACGGUCAUCCAUGAGGAUCUGGAAGACCAGGUUAUUUGCAUGGAAGUCGAUCACGUCUGUGUACCCCUUCAGGACAACUGUACCCUUUUUAUGAAAGACAUUGCACUAUUGAAAUUAAAAGAACCGGUCAAUUUUACACCGUAUAUUCAGCCAAUCUGCCUUCCUGAACACUGCGAAGAACCGCCUGCAAAUGCCAGCAUCUACGUUGUGGGCUGGGGCACAGUUUACGAGUAUGAUUUUUUUUCCGUUGAGACGGAUGAAUCAUUAAACGAACCAGAUGAAGACCGCAAAGGUUCCGUGGAUUCCGAGAGCUCAGCAGAAGAAACGAACGAUACGUCAUCAUCGGAACAGGUUGGCUUUUUGGGAUUUUUUCACCCAGAAACCUUGAUGGAAAGAAAUAUAUCCUUAAUUACUAACCAACACUGCGAACAACGACUUCGACAACUUGCCACAACUGUUCCAAAUUACAUCCUAUGCUCCAAUGGGGGAACAUGUUUUGGAGACAGCGGAGGACCUUUGAUGUACGAAAAAAAAGGACAAUGGUUUCUUGCUGCUAUUCAUUCUGUAUCAGAUGAUUGCUACUACCCUUCUCUGCCAUCACUACAUGUUAGGGUGUCACACCUUGUUGACAGGUUUAUUUUACCCGUCAUGCAGUAUUCGGAAUCAACGAAAGAUAACUUAUGUAUCAAGGACGAGGCUCGAAAGAAGUGUGUAACUACAUUUUAUAACUCUUACAACGAGUCAAUCGAGAAUUCAGUGGUAGACGACGAAACUACUUAAUUAAAAUGUUAACAGGUUAUCAUAUACUCUUAUCAUGUAUCUUCAAUUAACUUCUAAUAAAGAACCUUUCAAGCAAGCGUUUGGGAACAAAUUGACACCAAUGACAAUAACAAAAUAAACGUCAAAGUUUGCUUAAGGGUUUGUGUUGAUAUUGUUGGAACGUUCUUU